UUAUUAUCAACAAGGAAUUUGUAAUACAACGAUUCUUUUUGCAAUUCCAUGCUUUGUCUCCACAUGCACAAUAACAACAAUACACCUAAUUAUAUAGCAUACAACACAAUACUGAUGUCCUAUGAAGUUCAUGGCAGACCUCAGUUCGAGACAAGUGUUAUUAUGUGGUGGUCCUCAUUCUUAGCACUGGUCUUAGUACCAUAUCCUGUAUCAUUACUCGACUUAGAAUACCUAGAUCCAACAAAACUGCAGACAGUGACCCCGGCUCACGCCCAAAAACGGGCCGCGUUGCACAUCAUAAGACGGUACACAAAACAAGUAUCCGUCGAAGUCAACCAUGUCUGGUUUCGUAACGGCAAGGACUCCUUUAACAUAAAGACCGGUGACGGAUUCUUAUUCAUCAGAGCCAGUACCGGAGUAGCAGCUGUUUGGGGCUUCAACUAUUACCUCAAGAAAUACUGUAAGAGCCAAAUUGAGUGGCAGACCCAGCGCAUAAAUAUUCCAAAACUACUUCCCUACGCUGACGAAACAGUUACAGCAAAUGACCGAUUCCGCUACUACCAGAACACGUGCACCACGUCUUUUAGCUUCGUCUGGUGGAACGUCGGUGAUUGGAAGAAGCACAUAGAAUGGAUGGCGUUGAAUGGAAUCAAUCUCACAUUGGCCCCUGUAGCUCAAGAAGCUAUUUGGGCCCGGAUAUACCGUAAACUUGGCAUGACACAAAGAGAAAUAGACAAUCACUUCACUGGACCAGCAUUUUUAACUUGGUUGCGAGCUGGUAACAUCCGUGGCUGGGGCGGGCCACUGCCUCCCGCGUGGCAUAAACUACAAUUACAGAUACAACAAACAGUUAUAGACACUUUACUGAAUCUUGGCAUUAUCCCUAUAUUACCAGCGUUUAAUGGCCAUGUACCUGUGGAAUUUUCCAGGUUAUUUCCGAAUCAAACGUUUUACACUGUGCAACCAUGGAAUAACUUUGGUACCGACUACUGCUGCGGGUUGUUUGUUAGUCCGAUCAAUCACAUAUUUAAGAAACUUGGUAAGAUGUUUUUAGAAGAAUUGGGUAACAUUCCAGGCUGUCACAUAUACAUAUCAAAUCCGUUUAAUGAAGUUACUUUAACUGAGUUUGACACAGAGUUAGCGCUCGAGACAGCUGGAAGUAUUUUUGCAGCGCUGUAUGAGUUCGAUCAACGAGCAGUUUGGGUUGUGCAAAAUUCUAUGUUUGUAAACCAAAAGUGGCCAAAGGAAAGAGUUGAAGCCUUUUUAGACGCAGUGCCAAAUGGAAGAAUUCUUGUCCUUGACAUGGAAUCAGAGAGGUUACCAAAAUAUAACUCUUUUAACAUGUAUUAUGGUCAGCCGUUCAUCUGGUGCAUGCUACACAACUUCGGUGGUACGCUGGGCAUGUUCGGCAAUAUGGUCACUAUAAACAAGGACGUGUACGAAGUGCGGGCGCGAGCUAACAGCACCAUGAUCGGCAUCGGCCUCACUCCGGAAGGAAUCAAUCAGAACUAUGUAGUGUACGACCUGAUGCUGGAGUCUGCCUGGCGCAAUUCUCCCGUCGAGGACCUCAAUGCGUGGAUCGCUGACUACGCAGAAAGAAGAUAUGGGUGCAACGCCUCAGAAGCUUGGACAUUAUUACUUAAAAGUGUUUAUAGUUAUGAAGGAUUCGGCAAAAUAGAUGGCUCAUACAUUACGACCAAAAAGCCUAGUUUCAACUACAGCCCGUGGUCUUGGUAUAAUAGUAGUGAUUUAUUUCAAGCAUUGAAUAAAUUACUUUUCAUCAAGAACAGCACUUGUUUUUCUAAGGGAUAUCGCUACGAUGUAGUGGACUUGACGCGACAAGUUUUGCAAUAUAAAACCGAGCAGAUAUUUCUUAAACUGGUGGAACAGAGAAACACGAAUAACUUUGAAAAGACGGUUAAUUUAUUUUUGGACAUUUUUGACGAUAUGGCUAUGAUUCUGGCCACUGAUAUCAAUUUUGUGGCUGCAACUUGGUUUAAGAAGGCAAGAGAUAUAGGUACCGUAAGUGAGGAAGCAGAUUUGUUUGAGCACAAUGCUUGGAACCAGAUAACUACAUGGGGUCCUAAUGCGGAACGUAACGACUAUGCGUGUAAGCAAUGGUCGGAAAUGAUCGCGUUCUAUUACAGGCCUGGGUGGGCGAAAUUUUUGUAUGGAAUAAUGAGAGCAGUGAAUAGAGAGAAGGAACCACAACCACUGUUAGGUAAGGUGACACAGCGGCCAAUAUAUAACACAAAGAAUGUUUUGGCUCGUGGCAAGAGGAAGAAGCAUCCUUAUGGCUUGGCUAUUCGGUUAUACUACAAAUGGAUAUCGAUUCCUGGUCUUCGAGAUCUUCGUAUUGUAAGUGCUGAGAACCCGGUCGAUGGGAAAACCUUUGAUGUAGGAGAUUAUUAUGAACCUGAUUACGAAUUAAAUAAGUGAAGGAUCAGCAUACGAUGAUCAUAUCGACGGUUAAGAAGCUAAUUUGUUCUAAGAGAUAUACAUCAUUUGAUGGAGAAAGCUUCGGUGAUUCCGAAUAAUAUGUAUAUAAAUUAAUAUAAAAAAAAUGUCGCUUCGAUCAA
This is a messenger RNA of Spodoptera frugiperda (fall armyworm), 2579 nucleotides long. Its product is annotated as alpha-N-acetylglucosaminidase. The record is from RefSeq and is a predicted model, not a curated record. Lineage: Eukaryota; Metazoa; Arthropoda; Insecta; Lepidoptera; Noctuidae. Bases 49 to 2439 code for a protein of 796 amino acids. The transcript has a single exon.